This is a messenger RNA of Poecilia reticulata (guppy), 2776 nucleotides long. The record is from RefSeq and is a predicted model, not a curated record. Lineage: Eukaryota; Metazoa; Chordata; Actinopteri; Cyprinodontiformes; Poeciliidae.
AUGUCUCCCGAUGAGCUGGUAUAUUUGGGCGUCCUUGCUGCCUCCGUCCCUGUUGGGUUCCUCUUUCGCUAUCUCAGUUCAUCUGUGAAGCAGGUGGCGUCUCUCUUUCUGGGUUUGUCCAUCACCAUCGCUUUGUGUCACAUCCACACUCUGCACUCCCUGGUGACGGUGAUAGGAACAUGGAUUAUCAUUAAGAGCAGCUGGCGGCACGCCCCAGCACUGAGUCUCAGCUGGACAUUUCUUUACCUGCUCUUUUUCCGUCUGGUCACCUGGUUCGAUCUUCCCCAGCCAACACCGUUUGCCAACGCCGUCCAGCUACUCCUCACUCUUAAGAUGGUCAGUCUUGCCAAUGAGGUGCACAGCUUCCAUGUAGAGAAGAAGAGAGAUGUGAGCUCCUUUGCUAAGUCUCCAGUCAUUGGUGGUCUGUCUCAAGAACCUUCCCUCUACGACAUUCUGUCCUAUAGUUACUGUUAUGUCGGUAUAAUGACCGGCCCGUUCUUCCGCUUCCAAACAUACAUGGACUGGCUGAAGCAGCCGAACCCGCUGGCUCUGCCCAGCUGGGAGCCUUGUCUACAGCGCUUGAAGAUGGUCCCAGUUUUCGGGAUUCUGUUUGUGACCGUCAACUACUACUUUCCACUUUCCCACGUCCGCACCGACGAAUUCCUGAACCAGAACUUUUUCUUCAGGUUGUUCUACAUGGUCGCAGUGUUUUUUGUGUUCAGGAUGCGUUUCUAUUCGGCGUGGUGUGGCGCUGAGGCCGGCUGCAUCAGCGCUGGUCUCGGCUGCUAUCCUGAGAAAGCGCUUUCAAAACCUGGAGGGGGACCCAGCGUGAACUACAGCACUGAUCCCAGCACUGAAGAGAAAUACGACUUCAAAACCAUCCAGAACAUUGAUUGUUACAACUCGGACUUCUGUGUGAAGGUCCGACACGGGAUGCGUUACUGGAACAUGACGGUGCAGUGGUGGCUGCACCACUACAUCUACCCAAACGCCCCCUUCAAGUCCUAUGCACUCAGAGCUGGAUGGACCAUGUUCAUCAGCGCCUACUGGCACGGAUUACACGCAGGCUACUACCUCUCCUUCCUCACCAUCCCGCUGUGCAUCGCAGCAGAGUCUGCCAUGGAGUCUGCCGUCAGGUCCAAACUGGGUCCGACCGGACAGAACGUCUUCGACUGUAUCCACUGGUUCCUGAAAAUGAGGGCCUACGACUACAUGUGCAUGGGCUUCGUGCUGCUGAAGGCGUCCGACACCAUCAACUACUGGAUGUCCAUCUACUUCACCAUGCACGUCGUUGCUGUCGGCUGCAUAAUAGUGGCCAAGGUCUUGAAGGGGGGGAGGAGAGACGGGAAGAAAGGGGAGAAGGAGCGAAUAAAUGAGGAAAAGACUGAAAACGUGAAAACCGGACAGAAAUCAGAAUGAAUGGAGGAACAGAAAAGGACUGGUUUUAGCUGUUUUAGUCAUGUCUCUACCAACAGACACGACAUCGUUCCAAGACCGUUUCUUCUUAGAAAAGUCCAUUUUAUUAAAAAUGCAGUGAAGAGUGUCAUUUGUGAAACUCUGUUAAAAAUAACUACUAAAGCUUUUUCUGUAGAUUCAACUAAAAUCCAGUGAAUUGUGGGAGAGGAACUGGGAGAGUGAAUGUUGCUUUUAUUUUGUUGAAUGUUUCAAUGUCGCAGGGAGUUAUACAUCAAGAGCGAAAGUCCAGACUUGGUUUUUAGGAACUGUCGAAUGAAAAUGUGAUAAAUAUCACAUGACAAAACAGACAAAUGCUAGGAAUAUAUCAAGAAGUAUUACAUAUUAUAAUUGGACAUAUUCUUAAAUGUAAAUCUUGAGGCAAAUCGGCUGUCUUAAUGUGUAAUUCAAAUUUGUUCAUGCUGAAGAAAGGAAUUUACAAGAUGUUUUUCUAUCGAAAUGCAUUAAGCAAGUGUUAAAUAUGAACAUUUCUGCUCUUUAACUUCUUCUUGGAUCCUGUGAACUCCAAACGUUGGUAUAGUUGGAUCUUUAUUCCCUCAUUUUCCUCUCGCUGUUCGGACUUCAGAUGAAAUGACGAGCAUAUCCGGUCUCCUCUGCAGCCGUGUUGUUUCCACUGUGUGGCGUCCCAUGUGAAACACUGCUAACGUCCAUUUACUGCCAAAAUAUCUGCACUGCCGCUACGCACCAUUCAGGGUCGGGACCAAACUUUUAAAAGGUCGCUAGUCUUCUUCUUGUUCCAUUAUGCUGCCAAUAUUGUAUAUGAUAACACUGUUUGGCCUGAGCGACACCCACGAAAUCAAGAUUUUAUUUCUUUUUUAAGGUGAAUAUAUAUUACAAUGUUUAAAAAAAAAAAGGUUUGUUUUCAAAUGGGAGCAUUACUGUGAUAUAAAAAAGAUAAUAAACCAAAGUCUUCCCCCUGAUUUACCAUCUUUAAUAUGGAUAAGUCCAAAUAAAUUAUAACCAUGAGUUAUAGGAGAGCCCUAAAUGCGUUUGAUAAUAUUUUGUUUAGAAAUCUUUUGAAUGUUUCAUUUACGCUGGACCUAAACUGUGUCAUUUUGUCGUGCGUUUGUUUUGUACGGCAGGUUGUUGAAUCUUUUCUGCUCUGUUUGGAGGGAGGGUCAUUUGAAAUGCAAAUCGUUUUUGAAACCCACACAGAGACAGUUUGUUUUCAUAAUGAUGCUGUUACACUUUGGGUCUAUAGGAAACCUAACCAUGGGUAUUUAUUUUUCCUCCUUUGUGUUUGUGUUUUAAACCAUUCUUCUUGCUUGGAAACAGAAUUAUAAAUAAAAUCUGCCAUUUUGUG